UACACGUUUAUUUUGUAUCACGAUUACAUUAAAAAAUAUUCGAAAUAUUUUGGCUCAUUAAAAAUAUUAUUGUAGCUGUUAUAUAUAUACACAUAUAUAUAUUUAUUUAUUUAUUUAUUUAUAGUUGUAAGAACAAGAGCAGAUAGUUGUAAGAACACGCACUCAUAGUUGUAAAAACAUUUCUACACAAGUACUACGCCACAACACGACGCGUCAUAAUUUCUUGCUUUUUUUUCUUUCAACUUUUUUAUUUCUAACUUAAAGAAAAUGCAAACUUUGCCCGAAUUUUGCUACUUAAAAUGCCUUAGCGAUAAAGUAAAUGUUACUAAAAUUAUUAACCGAAAUAUAACAAAACUAAAGCUAGAUGGAUUUAUCGAAUUGGAUCGUGAGAUAGAGGAUUUUACGAAAUUAAGAAAUUCAAUUGUUAAUGAACAAUAUAAAGGGUUGACAGAAAAAUUAUUUCAAGCACACAAAGAAUAUUUAUUUUAUUUUGAUACUUUUUUAAAAAAAAAAACUAUUAAAAGAUGAAAAUAAAGUAUUAUAUACUAAUGAUUGUUUUGAUAGAACAAAAAAGGUUGAAUACAAUUUUGAAAACGAAAUAGUUAUUGUUAUAUAUAAUAUAGGUUUUAUUACUACAGCUAUAUUAAAAUCUAAAAAAAAAGACAAGGAUGUAAAAUUAUUAAAUAAAUUGUCACAAGAAGCAAUAAAUAUUUUUAAUUACUUAUUCCAAAGUAUUAUUAAUGAAACUUACAAUGACUUAAGUGACAUAAAUUGUUUAAGUUGUUAUGUAUUUUUAAAUUUAUCAUUAGCUUAUCAUGAACAUUUAUUUUAUAAUACAGCUUUGGCAAAAAAAUAUAAAAGAAAUUUAUUAGCAAAAAUAUCAUAUAAUAUAUAUAGUUAUUUUAAUAAUAUGUUAAAUUGUUUAGAUGGUAAAAAAUUAGAUGUAUUUACAAAAAUGGAUGCAUUUGUUAAUGCAAAAAAUAAUCUUAUAUUAACUCUUCGAAAUAGUAAUAGUCUUCUUUAUAACUUUAUAUAUGUAAAUAAAUUAAUUUUUUUAAGUAUUACCAAUUAUCAAACAACUUUAAAAUACUGUCAAUUAAACCCAAAUAGUGAAGAAGUAGUAAUACAAAAAUAUGAAGAAGAAAAAAUAGGAGAAAUUAUAUCUAGAUUACAAUUUAGUACAGAAAAUAUAAAGAAAGCAGAAGAUUUAAGUAAAAAAUAUAAUUUACAUAUUAAUGCUGAAAUGUUGAAACAAAAAAUAAACAAUGCUUUAGUUUUUUUUGAAAAAGAUAAUAAAAAUAUAUAUUUUGAGUCAAUACCAGAAUAUAGUACCUUAGACAGUUUAAAAGGAACAGAAAUUGUAAAAAUACCAGAUCCUAAUAUAUCAACUAUUUAUUUGAAAAAAGAAAUCAGUAAUAAUUUAAAAUUAUUAUUUAAUGAAAAAGCAAAAAAUAUAUUUGACGAAUAUAAUACAGAGGCUUGUAAAGUACAUGAUUUAUAUGAAAAACAUCUUAGCAGUUUAAAAGAUCAAUAUAAAUUAAUUAAUUUAUCUUAUCGAAAAAAUAUAUUUACAAUUCUUAAUAAUGUACUUUUAAAUAUAUAUAAUACAUUAAAACAAUCAUAUAAUCCUACUAUAUAUGAUAAAAAUUUACAUUUUUUAAUGGAUGUUGAAAAAAAUUUAAAUUUAACACUAAACCAAAUCGAAACAAGUUUAAACACAGAAAAUUCUAAUCACUUGAAUUUCCAAAAAAUGUAUACCAAUAUAGGCGUUAACCAAGACUCGUUAAAUUCUUAUAAAAAAUAUGUUUACCAUUUAAAUAACUUUAAAAAAAUAUUAACCGAAAUAACAACUAAUAUAGUUGAAUUUAAAAGUUUUCUUGAAAAUAAUUAUUAUUAUUUACAACUAUGUGAAAUGAAUGUUUCUAAUUUUUUUAAACAUAUGAUAGACGAACUUAACUCCAAUUCAAAUACAUGUGUUGAAUCCUUUGAUAGCGAUUAUACAUUUUAUAAGAACUUAUUAUCAGAAGAAAAAGAAAAAGAAAACGAAGAAGAAACAAAAGAAGAAACAAAAAAAAUGAAAAAUAAUACAUCAUCAACAACAACAGCAGCAGAAGCAACAACAACAGCAGCAGCAACAACAUAUAUGAACGAACAAAAAGUAAUACUACCAGCUUCACCACCACCAUCACUUACCAAUAAUAUUCCUAAAUUAACAUAUUCUAACUUUCACAAAUUUUUAAAAAAAAACAAUAUAUCAGUUACUGCGUCAAGUAGUAUUAAUAAUAGUAGUAAUAUAAAAUAUUUUGAAAUUUUAAAAAAUUAUAUAAAUAUACAUUCAGAAGAAAAAUUAUAUUUUACAAUAAAUGCUAUUUACUUUUCUAUGAAUAUCCAAUUAGAACAAUUUUCAAACGACCUUGCAGAGAUUAAAGGAUAUAUGCAAAAUUCAUUUUUAAAUUUAAUAACGGAAGAGGAAGAUGGUGAAAGGUUAAACACAUUAUAUGAAAAACAAAAGGAAAUGUUAGAUUUAAAAAAAAAAAAAUUAGAAGAAAAUGUAUCUGCUUUUGAAAGUAAUCUGCACAAAAUUUAUGAAUACUAUCAUGAAUACAAUAAGCUAGAUCAAUUCGAAUCAUUCGAU
Molecule: messenger RNA, 2635 nt
Organism: Piliocolobus tephrosceles (Ugandan red Colobus)
Lineage: Eukaryota; Metazoa; Chordata; Mammalia; Primates; Cercopithecidae
Exons: 2
Source: RefSeq, a predicted model, not a curated record